CAUUCAUCUUCCGCUUGUAAUUAUCGUGUAUCUCUUUAUGAUUCUUGAAGAGGUGGGAGAUCAAAUUGCUGGUAUUAAAGGAAGACGUCUUGGUUCCUCCUCGCAUAACCGACUUUUUGCAGUCAUUGCAAAUUGCCAGUUUUUUAUCCGUCAGACACACUUUAAAAUAAUCCCAAACCAUAGACAUGGUGUCGUUAGUCAGUUGCUUGUUAGCCACGGCUACAGCACCGGCAACAACACACUCUUGUUGUUGUUGAUGAGGUCAUCAAGCGUCGCCAGUAAACCUCUCAUGCUGCAGUCGUCAACUCCUGUGUUGUGUGUGGAGAGGGUAGAGGGGAGGGGCUGCUGACUGGGUUUAUAUCCGUGUUUUACUGGAUAUGUACCGCUCUCUACACUGGGAAGCAUGGCCUGUUCAAGUACACCGAUGUUUGUUCUCAUAUCUUGCCACUUAAUAUUCAUCCUCUGGCGUAGACAUCACUGUUGAAACCUUUCAAGUGCUGUGAUAUGUCUUUGAUAUGCUGUCCUUGCCUCUGAACCAUAGAGCAAAGUUGUUACAACAGUUGCUCUGAACACUUUGAUUUUUGUAUCUAGUCAUGAUUUUGGAACUCGCGAGUCUUAAGCUUUCCAAAGGCUGCAGCAGCUUGCCUGAUUCUGUGAUUGACUUCUCCAGGGUUGACGCAGGAAAAGAAAGGAGAAAGAAAGAGAUAGCUUCAUGAGGAAUCCUUUCAAGCACGCCCGUCAGCUUCUGGAGGAGAAAAGAAGCGGGAAACUGGAAGCCACCAAGGAGGAGCUUGAGCAGUACAUCAGGGGCCAAUACAGCGACUCAAAGAGGAACGAUCCGUUAGGUUCACCAGGAUACGUCCCUCUUCCACCUCCUCCAACCACGCAGUUUGACAGCUGUCCUCCUCGACUGAGCGAGCUUUCAGAUUUUACAACAAGGAUCAAAGGUCUUUUCCUGCUCUGGCUGCACCUGCUGACGGGUGUCAUUCACAUACUCCUGCUCACAGAACAUAAAGGGUGGAAUUAUGGGCUGGUCAAAGCAACCUCUCCAGCUGCUGUGGUUGGUCACCGUAGUGGCAAUAAUGACAAAGAAUAACUGUGCUGAAGUUGAAGAUGAAGGACUUGUUGAAAACUUAACCAACACGCUUCUGACGGCUAUCCCUCCUAACAGCUGCAAUUCCUCUGUUAUUAAACUGGUGAUGGAGGGGAAUCAGAUUACUCUCUCCAAAGAAGACAGACUAUCCCUGGCCAGUUAUUCCCAACUGAUGGAGCUCUACCUAGAUGCCAACAAAGUGGACAAAAUACCAAUCAUGUACUUCAUGGUUGUACCAAACCUCAGAGUGCUGUCACUGUCUAGGAACCAAAUCAACAGCCUGGAAGCCCAGACCUUAUCUGGCCUUUAUGCCCUCAAGAUGAUGAACCUGUCCUACAACCUACUGACACAUCUCCCUGCUCAACUAUUCAGAGGGCUUAAUAAUCUACAGGUGGUGGACCUGCAGGGCAACCCGUGGAAUUGUUCCUGUCCAUUUUUGAGCCACUUUGAAGAAAUAAGAGCAGCAGGAGUAACCAUCAGACGGCCAAAUACAAAAUGUGCUUCACCAGCGCAACAGGCUGGAAUGGAUCUUUUUGAGGCGAUGGCUCAGUGCUAUCCAACAUCACUGCCCUCCUCAGCUGCGGAUGCGAUACACACAACCAGUGGCGUUCAACAAUCAAAGCUGGAAACCACAUUGCCAAAAAGAAUGCUGACUUCCAGCCAGAACAACAGUUUCAACAUCGACCAAAAGCCUGUUUCUGGAAACACGUGGAAAUUUACAGCAUGCGUUGCAGCCUUGGCGCUGACUACAUCUAUUCUCAUCGUGUGCGCCAUCAAAGGCCCCUCGUGGUAUCGGCUCUACCACAACUACCGGCAUCGACAUCUGCGCCAAGAAGUGGACGAAGACGGCCACGGAGCCUCCAGCAUUUACUCAGAGACUGGGAGAUACAUGAACCAUAAGACGUUCACCUUUGACCGUCAUGGGCCCGAGGAGGAAGAGGAUGUGCACUACUUUGAGGAUCCUUACAUAAAGGCAGAGGGCUAACCUAAAUACAGUGAAAUCUGUACAUACUACUCAGAGCACAUAUAUGACAACACAUUAAUGUCGACCAACUCAUCAAGUCCCAGACCACAAUAUACUUUUUAAUACUAAAAAGUGUCUGCUUAAGUUGACAUUAGCAUACAACUUUCCAUGUUGACAUGUGUUGCGUGUAGUAUUUUUGUAAUAUCAUCAUUAUUAUCACCAAGAAGCAACAUGACUACUGUCUAG
Molecule: messenger RNA, 2303 nt
Organism: Nerophis lumbriciformis (worm pipefish)
Lineage: Eukaryota; Metazoa; Chordata; Actinopteri; Syngnathiformes; Syngnathidae
Product: leucine-rich repeat-containing protein 19-like
Biological process (GO): positive regulation of non-canonical NF-kappaB signal transduction; interleukin-8 production
Cellular component (GO): plasma membrane
Molecular function (GO): protein binding; signaling receptor activity
Source: RefSeq, a predicted model, not a curated record